CUGCCUCUGUCAAAUAAAACAUCUCACUUUCUUUGGAUGGCAUUUUUGAGGAUAAGAAAUUGGCACAAGAGGAAAUAUGCACUCAUCUGCCUGGGCAUUGUUGGCUUCAUCAUUUACAGAUAUCUCAUGCUGCCAGCAGGGGGGCGGAUCAUGAGCAAGAAGCUGGGUCUGAGCGCCAACUCGUCCCAGCUCACCCUGGAGGGAGAGCCCUUCCGCAUCAUCGGGGGAUCCAUCCACUAUUUCCGGGUGCCCAGGGCCUACUGGAGGGACCGGCUGAUGAAGAUGAAGGCUUGUGGCCUCAACACUCUCACUACGUAUGUGCCGUGGAGUCUGCACCAGCCAGAGAGAGGGGUGUUCACCUUCCACACACAGCUGGAUUUAGAAGCCUAUAUUAACCUCGCUGCUGAACUGGGACUGUGGGUGAUUUUACGUCCAGGGCCCUACAUUUCCUCUGAGCUGGAUCUAGGAGGGCUGCCAAGCUGGCUCCUCCGUGAUGGCAGCAUGAAACUCAGAACCACUGCCCCAGGCUUCACUGAUGCUGUCAAUACUUACUUUGACAAACUCAUACCAAAAGUGGUUCCACUGCAGUUCAAGAAGGGAGGUCCAAUCAUUGCAGUGCAGGUGGAAAACGAGUAUGGUUCAUAUGCAAAGGACGAAAGUUACAUGCUGUUUAUUAAAGAGGCUUUACAGACCAGAGGGAUCAGCGAGCUCUUGCUCACAUCAGACAACCACAACACAUUAAAGUGUGGAGGUGUGGAUGGAGCCAUCAGAUCAGUGAAGCUGCAGAAGCUUAAUCAGAGAGAUAUCCAGGAUCUGAACUCUAUCCAGCCUAACAGCCCCAUGAUGGUGAUGGACUACUGGACUGGUGGAUAUGAUGUGUGGGGGGACCUCCACCAUGUGCUUCCUCUAGAGGAUAUGGUUUCCACUGUGAGAGAAAUUCUGAGGCAAGGCAUGUCUGUGAAUCUCUACAUGUUCCACGGAGGCUCCAGUUUUGGCUUCAUGAGCGGAGCACUGGCUGAUCCUUCCUACAAAGCUUUGGUCCCCAGCUACGAUUAUGACGCUCCCUUGUCUGAAGCUGGGGAGUACACUCCAAAAUACCAUCUCCUCAGGGAUCUACUUUCCAGAUACAACAGAGGAGAUAGUUUACCUGACAUGACAGCCCUGCAUUACAGGGAGGCUUAUGAACCAGCCAUCAUGUACCAGCACCUGUCAUUAUGGGAUGCUUUGAGCUUCACUGAGGGACCAUUUAAAUCACCCAAACCAGUGAGCAUGGAGAAUCUACCUGUGAACAAUGGGAACGGACAGUCCUACGGAUACACGCUGUAUGAAACUACCAUCACCAGCGGAGGGUUGUUGAAAUCUGGGGAUAACGUCCGAGACCGAGCGCUAGUGUUCGUAGACAGAAGCUACAUCGGCCUUUUCAAGCGCCAGAACCUGGAGCUUGCAGUUCCUGGUGGUAAGGGACGACGCACCUUAAGUUUGCUGGUGGAGAACUGUGGAAGAGUCCAUCAGGGAAGGGACCUUGACAAACAACAUAAAGGCCUUGUGGGAGAUUUAUUAAACAACAUCCCCUUGCGGGAUUUUACAAUUUACAGCCUGGAUAUGAAACCUGGCUUUAUUGAUAGUCUCUAUCAGGCACCUUGGAAAUCCCUCCCUGAAACUCCUAGCUUCCCUGGAUUUUUCAUGGGAAGGCUGUUUGCAUACGGGUAUCCGAGUGACACGUUUGUGAAGUUGCCAGCUUGGGAGAAAGGCGCGGUGUUUAUCAACGGUAUUAAUCUGGGCCGCUACUGGUCGAUUGGCCCCCAGCAGGCUCUCUACCUCCCCGGCCCCUUUAUCAAUAGUGGAAUCAACCAGGUCAUAGUGUUUGAAGAGCAGGAGGGUGACUUUAAGGUCCUCUUUGAUGAUACACCUGAUCUUGGAAUGGCAGCAGAAAUCCAGUGAAUGUUCUUUUUAGAUCAGCUUGAAAUUUGCAAUUCAGAACUAUUGUUUUUUUUGUUUAUGUGCACAUAUGUAAAGAGUGGGGUGUUCAAGUGGGAGUAUUGUGUAGCUAUGUACAUAGAAUAAUUUUAGUGUAAGUGGUUUUUAACACAGAGAAGAAGUAUAUUCUCUUGCCAACGGCAACUCUUUUUAGAAUUGUUUAAAAGAGUAAUACGUU
Molecule: messenger RNA, 2155 nt
Organism: Gymnodraco acuticeps
Lineage: Eukaryota; Metazoa; Chordata; Actinopteri; Perciformes; Bathydraconidae
Product: beta-galactosidase-1-like protein 2
Biological process (GO): carbohydrate metabolic process
Cellular component (GO): vacuole
Molecular function (GO): beta-galactosidase activity
Source: RefSeq, a predicted model, not a curated record